AUGGGCCAUCUUCUCUCAAAAAAUGGUCUACGCCUGAAGAAGAGGACGCGCAAAGUACAUCACAGGAAGAAGAAGAGGAACUGCUUCCUUCAGGGGCCUUGCAUGCUCUGCUUCAUCGUCCACAACAGCAGCAGCAGCAGCGGCCUCGACGACGACGGCGACCGGCUGGAGGACGGCGUCAACGGGUGCCGCCACAACAGCGUCGCUGGGAUCAGCGUGCCGGGCGUCGGCGAAGUCGGCAUCGGAGCGGCGGCCGCCUCCAAGCUAGCCGAGCGCUACGCGGCCCUCGCGUCCCCGGAGGACCGCUCCAAGUUCCUGCUGUCGCAGAGGGAGCUCGCCGUUUGGGAGGGCCAGGGGAGGAGCCUUCUGUCGGCCGUCCCCGCCAAACUGAUCCCCCCGCCGGUGCUUUUCCGGACGGCCGGCGUGUCUGUGACGGUGCCCGUACCCGUGCCUGUGCCCGGCGGCGCCAGCGAAUACACAGAGAUGGUGUGCAAGAGGAAGUGCUCAGAGGUGCAGAGGUGCACGCCGUGCAAGCAGCCGCGCUGUGCCUUUGCCGCUCCCGACGGGGGGCUGGAGCAUGGGGGAGUGGGAGGAGGCGGAGGAGGAGGAGGAGGUGCAGGGGACGCUGCUUCGAACUCUGAGACCGGCCACAGCCACCUUCCCAUCUGCCCCAUUCCCUCGUCUUCAUCCACCUCUGCUUCCUCUUCCUCCUCCCCGGGCGACGGCUGCUGUGGGUUGGCUCUCUACGCCGAAGCGGCCAACAGUUCAGACUCGUCGCCGUGCUGCCUGCAUCACUUUGACGACUGCCAGGCGAGGAGCGCCGAUGCUGCCGAACACCUAAGUAUCAACCACCUGCCUUCCUCCAUCCUCCUAAAGGUGCUGUCUCACCUGACAGUGAAGGAGCGUUGUCUUUGUGCCUCUCUGGUUUGUAAGUAUUGGAGGGAUCUCUGCUUGGACUUUCAAUUCUGGAAGCAAAUCGACCUCAGUGGCUUGCAACAAGUCAACGAUGAUCUCCUUGUGAAAAUAGCUUCUCGCAGGCAGAAUGUGACGGAGAUCAACAUCUCGGAUUGCAGGGGGGUUCAUGAUUACGGCGUGUCCUCCCUGGCCUCCCACUGUCCGGGCCUGCAGAAAUACACAGCGUACAGGUGCAAGCAGCUGGGCGACAUCUCAGUGACGGCGUUGGCGACACACUGCCCUCUGCUGGUCAAGGUGCACGUGGGAAACCAGGACAAACUAACAGACGUGGCACUGAAGAAGUUGGGAGCGAACUGCAGAGAGUUGAGGGAUAUCCACUUGGGUCAGUGCUACGGGAUCAGCGAUGAAGGCAUGAUGGCGCUGGCUCGAGGAUGUCCAAAACUGCAGCGGCUGUACUUGCAAGAGAACAAAAUGGUCACCGAUCAGUCUGUGCGGGCGGUAGCGGAGCACUGUCCCGAGCUGCAGUUUGUCGGCUUCAUGGGAUGCCCCGUGACCUCUCAGGGUGUGAUCCAUCUCACCGCGCUGCAAAACCUGAGCGUUCUGGACCUGCGGCACAUCUCCGAGCUGAACAAUGAGACGGUGAUGGAAGUGGUGAGGAAGUGUCGGAAGCUCAGCUCCCUAAACCUGUGCCUCAACUGGAGCAUUAAUGACAGGUGUGUGGAAAUCAUCGCCAAGGAGGGAAGAAGUCUGAAGGAGCUCUAUCUGGUGUCUUGUAAAAUCACAGACCACGCUUUGAUAGCCAUAGGCCAGUACAGCAGUACCAUAGAGACCGUGGAUGCUGGCUGGUGCAAAGACAUCACAGACCAAGGAGCCACACAGAUCGCUCAAAGCAGCAAAUCCCUGCGAUACCUGGGCCUCAUGAGAUGUGACAAGGUGAACGAGGAGACCGUGGAGAGGCUGGUGGUCCAGUACCCUCACAUCGUGUUCAGCACAGUGAUGCAGGACUGCAAGAGAACCCUGGAGAGAGCUUAUCAAAUGGGCUGGAGCCCCAACACGUCUAACUCUUCGUAGCUACCGCUGCGUCGCAAACGUGCACAGACAUAAACACGCAGUUUCACACACACGUGCGCAUUAAGUGCAGUUCAUCCGUCUGGGCUUCUCAUUUACCCCUCAGUCAUGCAUGUUAACAUGUAGCGACACAAUCGAGAGACAGAAAAAAAAAAACAACACAUUUAAGGUAAAUCUGUUAGUUUCUCUGCAUCCACCACGUCUAGGUUCUGAUCUGAAGCAGCUUUUUACAGACAUCAUCUUCUAUUAGUUAGGACCGCCAAGUUCCAUUGUUAGAUUUUCUUUGCAUCAUCUUGAUUUCGACGUAAGUGUGCAAGCAGUUUGAUUAGUUUUGAAUAUAUAUAUCUAUAAAUAAUACCUGAACAAAAGAAGACUUGUUACAUCAAAGAUAUUUAGCCAUAGUUAGACCAGAGUGAUUUUAUUUGACGAAAAGGGCAGGAAAAAAAAGUCUGUUUCCUCGGAUGGAACCGCUGGAUUAGAUCUCUUGUCCACGUCAGCCCGUCGAGAUGUCCGCUUCCCCUCCAAACUGCUGCGCUCAGCUGCCGGAGAAGGAGGCAGAACACCUGGAGGAAAUAUAUUUGUCAUCUGACCGCUUAGGACUGGACUGCCACGGCUUUGGACCCCACUUGAGUCAUUUUGAAGAAAAUUGUCAGCGGGGCCUUUUUCUCCCCAUUUGGACAACGGCUUUUCUUCACUUUGGACGUCGGCGCAGUAUUAUCUGUUUUUGUGGAUUUGGAGCGAACGUUGACGACCCUCCGUGUGAGAGACCCGGGAACAGUCGUUUUCACGCCAACGGAGGGUCAUUGUCGUUAAAGAGUGCAUGUUUCUGUUUGUUUUAUCUUUGUUUCAGAGUGUUAGUGAUGUGAAGGUGAAACUGAGAACUGUGUGACUUCGGGUUCUGCUCUGCGUUAUUUAAGGUGCAUAGAUUAACUACGACUGAGCAUCACAUAAUCUUUUUUUUUUUUUUUUCGUAAGAAAUUUAACGUUGCUUGAUAUAGAGAUUGCCUUUUUCCACAAAAACCAAAAACCAAACUCUCUUGGCCGUGUUGUUAGAACAUUGGCCUGCAGAAAAAGUGAAGCGGUUGUUGAUUCCCAUCAGAUUGACAACCUGAAUCUCGCUUUAUUGAAGUGUUUAUUUCAUGUACGUUUAUACUGAAGCAUUAUUAGGCUCAUUUAAACUGAAUGGGAUUUAUUUAGCCUACUGUUAGUUUUGAUUAUAUCCUUGUUAGCUAGCAUUAGCUCUGUAACGCGGCGAGCGGUUUACCUUUAUUUAGCCAAACGCGUUGUAACCUCCUCAGUUUGCAUCGCACAACUAGAUCGGGACUCUUCGAACACAAGCUUACGAGAAUAGCAUUGUGUGAUUUAUGUUUGACUUUUAAAGAACUGAUCUAUGGGUUUCAAUAAUUACAGGCGUUACAGUUGGACAUUUUAGGGUUGCAAAUAAUUAUGCGAAGAAGGACAAGGGUGGGUAUGGAGUGGACUGGUGGCAAGACUGCAGAGUGAUUUUACUCGCAUCUCAAUCGUGAGCAGAGAGAGCAACCAUCUGUUAAGCCUCAGCAGAGCAAGUCAUGAAACAAACUAGUGGAAAUUAGUGGAUGGGAAUUGGUCUUGUUUCCGUCAUUCAAUAGAAACUCAGUACUGUACAAUUUAAAAAUCAAGGAACCAGGGUAUUUUUCUAAGGUGUGAACCAACUCUGGACUCUAACCACCACCUCACAGGAAGAACCCGUCAAGGAGCCCAGAGUUUGAGUUGAGUGCAAACUUUGUUAGCACGUAGAGAUUACAGAGAGUUCAAAAAAAAAACUCAUUUUAACCUUGUCAGGAUUUAUCUGCAUUACCCAAAGGAACAUUUGUCCUUUGGCCGUGUUUUUGAUCUUUUUAUUCUUUUUUUAAUCCCUGUAGGCACUUCCUUCCUCUGCUAGAUGUUGAAAAAAAUUGAUUCCUGAUUUGCAAAGGCAGCCAUAAUGGACUGGAUUCACAUGAUGAUAAAUAAAAACACUACAACUUCA
Molecule: messenger RNA, 3991 nt
Organism: Fundulus heteroclitus (mummichog)
Lineage: Eukaryota; Metazoa; Chordata; Actinopteri; Cyprinodontiformes; Fundulidae
Gene: fbxl17
Product: F-box and leucine-rich repeat protein 17
Exons: 10
Coding region: 1-1986 (661 amino acids)
Biological process (GO): SCF-dependent proteasomal ubiquitin-dependent protein catabolic process
Cellular component (GO): SCF ubiquitin ligase complex
Molecular function (GO): protein binding
Source: RefSeq, a predicted model, not a curated record